This is a messenger RNA of Photinus pyralis (common eastern firefly), 6736 nucleotides long. RefSeq lists its product as uncharacterized. NCBI's taxonomy places the organism in Eukaryota, Metazoa, Arthropoda, Insecta, Coleoptera, Lampyridae. The record is from RefSeq and is a predicted model, not a curated record. The coding region runs from base 835 to 4638 and encodes 1267 amino acids. The transcript has 2 exons.
GUGUUGAAAGUGUCUUUUUUCAUUAAUAUGCUUGAUUAACUCGGGCUUCGCCCUCAUUAAUCAAACUGCAAAUUCACGAAAAAAUGUAUCUAUUACACUAAAUUUCCCGUGUAAUUUUACGUAUAGCAAACGUCUAAUUGAAAAUGCUUACCUCAACACUAUUAUUCAAAGCGCCUGUCGUGUUCUUGUUGGAUUGGAGAUGAAAGUAAAUAAUUAUAAACAAAUAAGUACAAUAAUGUGUUUCAAAUUUUAAAAUGGCCUGAGUUCGGAAGCACGCCGCACGGGUGUAAAAAAUAGUGAUGAAUCGACUUUGUUCUUUUCUGAAACGAGAGCCGAGGAGAGCGAUCAUCAUUUCGCAGAAAUAUACACACUCUCAUUAGAAAUUGCAUUUUCAGCGCCUUAUAAAAGGGUGAUUAUUCAAAUUUUUUCCCAUUUCUAUUCGAGUAUUGCUUGCAAUUAGUCGUUGCGUUUGUGUGUUUAUUAGUUACCUAUCUGUUGGUGAGUUUUAUUAUUAUUAGCAGUAGUAGUUAUUCUUUUAAAUUUAUUAUUAUUUGACGUGCACGUAAUUCGAAGCGCGUUAUAAAAGAGGAAUUAUUCAGAUUUUUUCCAUUCCUGCUCUAGUAUUCGUUGUGUUUAGACGUGUUGUGUUUAUUAGUCGUGUUGGUACACGUAACUUCAGCUCGCUAUAAAAGGUGCAUUAUUCAGAUUUUUUCCAUUCCUGCUCUAGUAUUCGUUGUGUUUAGACGUUUUUGUUUAUUAGUCGUGUUGGUGAGUUUUAUUUUUAUUAGCAGUAGGUUUUUUUAGUUUAUUGUUAAAAUUCAUUAGACGUGUAAGAUGUUUGCAGAUUUAGUGAAACACAUUGCAGGUAUUUUAGGUGUGUUAAGAACUAAUUACAGCGAUAAAUCAGUUAGGGAAGGGAUAAGAGAGUGUGAUAAAGCGACACGUAGGAUUCGGAAUUCUUUGCGUGGAGCUUUACCUAUAGGUGAAAAACAACAUCAUGAGGCUUGUUUACGUAAUAUUAAAUCGAUGCGUAAGCAUUUUAAAUUAGAACAAAAGAGGGGCCAGGGUAUAGCAUUGAACAAAGAAACCGCAAAGCAUCGCGUUCAUUGGGAUGACUCCAUUUCAGCUUUUAGUAAUAGAAUACGGACUGGUGUUAUUACUAAUCUCAAACAUAAAGACCCCAGCCGCUUCUUAGUGGACUGUAAGGUAAUCUUCAAACGACAGGUUUUCAACGCCUUGAAAAAAGACGAGGCUGUGAAAGUAAAUGCGAUUUUUUGCGGGGAAUUUGUGAUUACUCAAGGGGAAAAAACUCUCAACGAAUAUAAGUACUUCACAACAUCAAAUGCGGCAAUAUAUAGAGGUACUGACAUAGAAGAGUGGUUUGAGGAAAAGGUUAGUAAACCCCUAAUGAAGAAGUUAUCGGAGUUUCAGGAAUGUAACAGCGGUUGGGCACUUCGAGCCGUCGUUAAUUUAGGGGUUAAUUUUAACAAAUUUACACCUCAACUUGGGUCUUCAUAUGUUGAGUUACCUCCGCAAAUUCAAACAAAAAAGGCCUGUGUUAACGUCAAGAACGAGGAUCAUGCGUGCUUUGCGUGGGCGGUGGUUUCAGCAUUAUAUCCUGCUGAUAAACAUCCUCAAAGAAUAUCUAAAUACCCUCACUACUCGUCUGUGCUUAAGCUAAAAGGGAUCCAGUUUCCGAUGACCAUGAGACAAAUUUCGAAUUUUGAAAAACAGAACAAUAUCUCCAUUAAUGUGUACAUUUUGAAGAAAGAGAAAAAGGAUCAGUUUAGUACCCUGCCUACAUACCUAACUAAGGAAAAGAUGGAUAAACAUGUGAACCUGCUUUUAGUGCAAGACUGCUAUGAACAACCCACUAAAUUCCAUUAUGUUUGGAUCAAAAAUCUUUCACGGCUAGUAUCUAAAAAGUUAGGCAAAAGGAAUGGACAAAAAUAUGUUUGUGAUAGAUGUUUACACUAUUUUCAUUCUGAAGACAAAUUAAUUAAGCAUACUGGAGAUUGUAUGCAGAAGAAUGAUACCGCAAUCAAGAUGCCUACGGAAGAAAAAAAGAUGUUGAAGUUUAAAAAUUUUAAAAAUAAAAUAAAAGCCCCCUUCGUAGUAUAUGCAGAUCUCGAGAGUGUCCUGAAACCUAGCGCGAAAAAGACCGCAUACCAGCAACAUAUUCCGGCAGCUGUGGGAUACUACUUCAAGUGCUCAUAUGACGAAUCUCUUUCAUUCUACAAUAGUUACCGUGGUGAAGAUUGUAUGCGGUGGUUUGCUGACGAGAUGAAUCAACUCGCGGAAGAUGUCUCUACUGUGUUUCUUUGCCCCUAUAAGAUGCAAAUGACUCCACAACAAGAAAUCGAAUUCCAAACAGCAACUCACUGCCACAUUUGCGAACAGCCAUUUACAGCAGGGCAGAAGAAGGUUCGAGAUCACAAUCACCUCAUUCCAGAGAACAACUUCCGCGGAGCUGCAUGUGAAAUUUGUAACGUCAACUAUCAGGACACUCAUACAAUUCCGGUAGUAUUCCACAACUUGAGUGGAUAUGACGCUCACUUUCUUAUAACGGAUAUUGCCACUAGAAUGGGUGGUAAAAUCGACUUGCUUCCUAUAACCAAAGAAAAAUAUAUCUCUUUUACCAAACAUAUCAACGAGUCACGCAUCAACUUUAGAUUUAUAGAUAGCUUCCGGUUUAUGGCAUCAUCCUUAGAUAAAUUAUCAUCAGCUCUAACAGAAUUUCCCAAUCUCAAGUCACAAUUCUUUGCUCUACCUGAAGAUCAAUUUAAUCUUUUAACUAAAAAGGGUAUUAUGCCGUAUGAUUAUUUAGACUCAUUUACCCGUUUCGAUGAGCCUUGCCUCCCUCCUCAAGAUGCGUUUUACAAUAAAUUGGAAGAUAAGCCUUGUCCCCGUAGGAUGUAUCGUAGAGCUCAAGAGGUGUGGAGCAAAUUUAACUGCAACAAUUUAGGUCAAUACGUUGAGUUAUAUAUGAAGACCGAUAUUCUCCUCCUUGCGGAUGUAUUUGAACUAUUUAGAUCAAGCUGUAUUAGUACUUAUGAUUUAGAUCCAGCCCACUACUUUACACUGCCAGGCUUUACUUGGGAUGCCAUGUUGAAACACACGCGGCAAGAGUUGGAACUCCUUACCGACCAAGAUAUGUUUCUUUUUAUUGAGCGAGGUAUUCGAGGAGGUUUGAGUCAAGUCUGCUCUAAGAGAAGAGUCCACGCAAAUAAUAAAUACAUGCCCAAGUAUGAUUCAGCGAAACCUGAUGUAUAUUUGAUGUACAAUGAUAUUAAUAACCAAUAUGGAUGGAGUAUGAGUCAAUAUCUUCCUUAUGGGGGGUUUCAAUGGGUAGAUGCCAACAUCGAUGUUACUAUGAUCCCGGAUGAUGCAAAUGAAGGCUACAUUCUAGAAGUUGAUUUGGAGUAUCCAAAGCAGUUGCAUGACUUACAUCAAGAUUUACCAUUCUGUGCAUUACAUAUCAACCCGAAAACCAUGAAACCACCAUCUAGAGCUAAAGAAACUUCAAAACUCAUGGCAACCCUAAAUCAUAAAGAAAAAUACGUCAUCCACUAUCGCGCCUUGAAACAAGCAUUAGCUCACGGCUUAGUUCUCACUAAAGUACAUAGAGUACUAAAAUUUAAACAGUCCCCUUGGCUAAAGUCCUACAUUGACUUGAAUACGAACCUAAGAAGAAAUGCCAAGAAUGAAUUUGAGAAGAACUUGUUUAAGUUGAUGAACAACGCAGUCUUUGGGAAGACCAUGGAAAAUGUUAGAAAACGACUUGACGUUAAAUUAUUAUCCAAAUGGGAGGGUCGUUAUGGUGCAGAAUCAUAUAUCUCAAAACCAGAAUUUAAAUCUUGCGUUAUAUUUAAUGAGAACUUGGUGGCGGUAGAAAUGAAUAAGCUUGAAGUAUAUUUAAAUAAACCUAUAUACGUAGGUCAAGCCAUUCUUGAUUUAGCUAAGACGACCAUAUACAGCUUUCACUACGACUACAUGAUGGAUAGAUUUGGAGGUAACUGUACUGCCGUUUAUACUGAUACCGAUAGUUUAAUUUAUGAAAUUCGAGAGCAAGACCCGUAUAUGGUUAUUAAAAGCGAUUGUUUUAAAUAUUACGAUACCAGCGAUUUUAACCCUAACAACCCAUAUGACAUACCUCUUGUAAAUAAGAAAGUCUUGGGUAUGAUGAAGGAUGAAAAUAAUGGGAAAGUAAUGACUGAUUAUGUAGGAUUGCGAUCUAAACUGUACACGACCAAAGUAUUAACCACCAAGGAUGAUUUAAUAAAAUUGCGUCAGAAAUUAGAAGCGGAAGAGUAUGAGGAGGAUGAAAUUGCUACGAUUAUUAAAAAUUAUGGUUUGAUAAAAAAGGCAAAGGGGGUAAAGAAAAGUGUAGUCGAGACUAAAAUUUCUUUUGAUGAUUAUGUGGAAUGUCUGGAGACAUUUAAGCGCAAAACAGCAUCUCAAAAUUUGAUUCGGACAGAUAAACAUCAAGUGUAUUCUAUAACACAGUCGAAAAUUGCUCUAAGUCCCGAAGACGAUAAGAGGUAUCUAAUUCCCGGCUCAUUUAACACUCUUCCGUGGGGCCAUUAUGCUAUUGAUAAACCUCAAGAUGUUGCCGAUAACCCGAUGGAUGUUGAUUAAUGUGCAGAUUUGGUAUCCCUCCUAAUGUAUUUUUGAAUUAGUUUUUCUAUAUCAAUCUAUUAAUUUACCAACCCACACUUUUUUUUACUUAACCAGACCUACAAUAGAUUAAUUCUUAACAAAGAAACCUGUUAGGCCUCCAUUGUUACUUUCCCUCUACAUACAAAGUAUGUAUAAAGGAAAGUAUUGUAAUCGUGAUAAAUUUUCGAUAUGCCAAUAUUGCGUUUUCUGGACGUUUAGAAGCACUCAGAUGAGCCCCAAUGGGCAUGUGAGGAUCGUGGAUGUUGCGGAAAGUUAUCUUGAAUCGGAUUAAUCAAGGAGAUAGUUGUACUCUCUGCAAUUAUACAUCAGAAACCACUUCUGCUUCUGAUCAAAUGUGAUAACAUUACGUCUGAUUUAUAUGUAAACAAUGUACCUUUUUGAGUUAUGUUAAUAAAUGAUAUAUAAACACCAAGGAGUUUUCAUUUCUCUACGGAAUAAUAGGGACGUUUUUAAAAAUUGUACACUAUUUCCUUUUUUUUUCAUCAUAAUCACCGUUCCGAUCAAUCCAUCUUUUUGAAUCUACCCCGCAUGUUAUUCCUCGAUGUUUCGUCAGAUACGUGUGGACUAGCGUUGCGCUGCCUUCUUGUUUUGUAUUCCGGUGUGAAGGUUCUCCAACGUCUCACAGCGCUCCGGUAGGCAGGAAUUCACACAACCCCGGUCCUAAAAAGAAAACUCAGGCAGACGGCUUUGGUGAUGAUGUUUCCAUUGGCGGAUUUUUGUUUCCGGAGUCGUGUAGGGAACUUAGCUCUCGUCCACCGGCGCAAUCUUUUUUGCACAAAAAAAACGAAUCGAGUCGGGCAUGCGGAUGGAAAUCUGCAACUGUUGUGGAAAGUUAUAUGGAUUAAUCAAAGAGAUAGUUGAACUCUCUGCAAUUACACAUCAGAAACCACUUCUGCCUCUGAUCAAGAAUAUUAUACGUUUAAUUUAAAUAUAAAUAAUAUACCUUCUUGAGUUGUGUUAAUAAAUGAUAUAUAAACAUCAAGGAGUUUUUCAUUUCCCUAAGGAAUAAUUUGCGAUUUCACUCUCGCGAAUGUUCUUCUUCUACCGGGAGCUGGUACCUACGUAAAAUAAGGUUCCCAAUUAUUUUCACAAUGAAAAAUUAUGUUUAUUGGUAUUUUUGGAAACUUUACACUAUUUCAUCAUAAUCACCGAUCCGAGCGAUCCAUCUUUUUGUAUCUACCGUCGCAUGUUCCUCUUCGGUGUUUGGUCAAGUCGAGGAAGAGACACUAGAACUGUAAGAAGGGUGUGUGUAUGUUGUACGUGUGGACUAGCGCUGCGCUGCCUUCAUGUUUUGUAUUGCGGUCUGAAGAUUCUUCAACGUCUCAUAGCGCUCCGGUAGACAGGAAUUCGUACAACCCCUUUAGCGAUGAUGUUUCCACAGACGGAUUUUUGUUUCAUUUUCCGGAGUGAACCCAGCUCUCGUUCACCGGCGCAAUAUUUUUGCACACACAAAAAACGAAUCACGUAAUGUUGGGAGAGUCCAUCUCUAACGGCAAGAGUGAGUGUCGCUGGGUGGAGAAUUGGUAGGAGGAAGAAUCAAGCUAUAUGCCAGUGCGGAAUUCGGUUACUGUUUGUGUCUGCAUCUUAUGUAUUUUUUUACUUUUUAAAUUGUAAUCAUUUGACAUUCAAAAAUUAUGGUAGGCCUAUUAGUUGUUUUUUAUAUACUCUAUAUAUAAGAAAUUUCUAAUGGGGAACCCUAUAACGAGGCCAAUAAACACCUCCAAUAAAAUUACAUUAUUUUAAUGUGAAUUUAUUGCCUCCUGGGUGGCCGUGGAAAGAGGUGUAUCUAUAAGACGAACAUUCUCAACCGCUGCCUAUGCCUCUACCAUGACAACUGGAACUUCUUACAGAAUAACAACGGAAUUUUUUCAGAAUUCUCGAGGUUUUUCGUAUAAAAUCUGCUUACCCUUCAUCAGUCGUGCAUACCGAAUUUGCAUGAAGGUUUUUCGUAUAAAUUCGGCCUUCCCUUCAUUGGUGAGCGAAUUGUACCGGUGUAUAUCCUGUUUAUCAUUUUCUGUAUAUCAGCCAGUUUGCUCGGUGUUGAUAGUUUACAUUC